AUGUGGUUAUUACGAGGCCGCGGGUUGGAUUCGCUGCUUACUUCUCUGCUCCUAUUUCUCACAUUCGCAUCGUAUGCUGUAGCAUCAGCACCCGCCUCCUUCUGCAAAUGUACCUGUUUCAGCAAUAGCACCAUCAUCCCCCUCGAUCCCCCGAAACCCGAAUCCUCCUCUUUCGCGGGCAACCUUGCCCGAGACAUCGCAGACCUGGUGACCACGGAUAAUGAAAAGCGAGCCAACAGCUACCAAGCGCUCAGCUGCAACGACUGUAAUCGGAAAUUCUGCCUGGGAUAUGACUUGCCCGUGUGCAAGGGCGCGAAGGAAGAUGAUGUUGUGAGCACGUGUUUUCAAAGGGAUUCGAGAAAGGACGAGGCUAUUGUGUUCAUUUUUAUAUUCGCGACGAGUGGGUUACUCGCGUGGGCUCUUUUUAGGCCGUGGGUUCAGAAGUGGCUUGAAGCUGCUAGGGAAAGACGACAGUAUAUUCCUGUCACGGAGCCCGGUGAUUGA
Aspergillus ruber CBS 135680 is the source of this 504-nucleotide messenger RNA. RefSeq lists its product as uncharacterized. NCBI's taxonomy places the organism in Eukaryota, Fungi, Ascomycota, Eurotiomycetes, Eurotiales, Aspergillaceae. The transcript has 4 exons. The record is from RefSeq and is a predicted model, not a curated record. The coding region runs from base 1 to 504 and encodes 167 amino acids.